This is a messenger RNA of Emiliania huxleyi CCMP1516, 830 nucleotides long. RefSeq lists its product as hypothetical. The transcript has a single exon. Gene Ontology annotation, cellular component: nucleolus. The annotation marks the transcript as partial. The record is from RefSeq and is a predicted model, not a curated record. Lineage: Eukaryota; Haptophyta; Isochrysidales; Noelaerhabdaceae. Gene Ontology annotation, biological process: ribosomal large subunit export from nucleus; ribosomal large subunit biogenesis.
AUGGCCGCCGCGCCCUCGCUGGCCACGCUGCAGAACCUUGUCCGGCGCGACCCGGAUGGCUACACCGAGGAGGUCGGCCGGCGGCUGCGCCACUUCCAGUCGCUGCUCGCGCUCGUCGAGCAGCAGCCGGGGAGCAGCCCGGCCGACUUUCUGCCGCUGCUGAGCUUCGUCUCGCACAUCGCGGCGUGCUUUCCGUCGCUGAUGGCCGACCUGCCCGAGGGGCUCGGCCGCCUCCUCGAGGAGCGCCACGACGUCCUCGAGCCCGCCGUGCGGCGCGCGCUGCUGCAGGCGCUCGUCCUGCUGCGGAACCGCGGGAUGGUCCCGCCGCUCGCGCUGCUGCAGCGGUGCUUCCGGCUGUUCCGCUGCCGCGACAAGACGCUGCGCGCGCGGCUGUACGCCUACGUCGUGACCGACAUCAAGACCGCCAACCGCAAGGCGCGCGACCAGCCGCUCAACCGCGCGCUGCAGAACCACGUCAUCCACAUCCUGCAGGAGCCGAGCUCGGUGGGCGCAAAGUACGCGCUGCGCGCGAUGAUCGAGCUGUACCGCAGGCAGGUCUGGCGCGACGCCAAGACCGUCAACGUCAUCGCCUCCGCCCUCUUCUGCCCCCACCCAAAGCUGCGGAUCGCGGCGCUGCACUUUCUGCUCGGCGCGCACGACGCGCCGCGCGACGGGGAGGACUCGGAGGAGGAGGAGCUUCAGGAGGCGCGCGGCGCCGUCUCCAAGCUGCGCGAGCAGCUCGGCGGCAAGGACGGCUCGCACGAGUCUCGCCCCGGCCGCUGCGUCAACAAGAAGAAGCGCAAGCUGCAGCGCGCCAUGCGCUCGACCAA